Adelges cooleyi (spruce gall adelgid) is the source of this 2485-nucleotide messenger RNA. Its product is annotated as ABC transporter G family member 23-like. Gene Ontology annotation, cellular component: membrane. The transcript has 14 exons. The record is from RefSeq and is a predicted model, not a curated record. Lineage: Eukaryota; Metazoa; Arthropoda; Insecta; Hemiptera; Adelgidae. Gene Ontology annotation, molecular function: ATP hydrolysis activity; ATP binding; ABC-type transporter activity. Bases 74 to 2263 code for a protein of 729 amino acids.
GUAAUAUUUACUUUAUGGAGACAGAAAAGUGUUGUCUCAGCUCCCAAGAGUGUAUGUACGAAUAAUAGACGAUAUGAUGUAUGAAGGAACGAAACCUAAUGUUAAAUGUGUAUGUGGUGAAACAGAAAAAUUCCCUACAAGAGUAGGAGUUCAUUUUUUUGGGAUACGGCGAAGGAGGACAAGAAGAAGAGUAGGAGUUCAUCAAUGCAGGAUGUGUAGGGAGGCCAUGCAACCAAAUCCUCCACCCCCGGCUUCGGUCGAAGUGCGGACUGCCUACAAGAAGUACAGUUCAUCGUCUUUGGUUCUGAGAGGUACUUCGCUCACCGUUCGCAGGAAUACAAUUUAUGGUCUUUUGGGACCAAGCGGUUGUGGAAAGACAACGCUUUUAAACUGUAUCGUCGGCAGAACGAAAUUGGACAGUGGAAUUAUAAACUUGGAGUCGAACGGGAUAGACGAGAUUGGAUACAUGCCACAGGAUUUAUGUUUAGAUCCUUUACUUAGCGUCGAAGAGAUAUUUUGUUAUUUCGGCACCCUGUUCGGUCUGAGACGGGAUGAAAUAAUCACUCGGUACAAGUAUUUCAAUGCCAUAUUCGACUUGCCAAAUAGAGAUAUGUUGAUAAACAACUUGAGCGGUGGCCAACAGAGAAGGGUUUCACUAGCAGUCGCUCUACUUCACAAUCCAACACUCUUAAUUUUGGACGAACCAACGGUCGGACUGGAUCCAAUACUAAGUGAAAAAAUUUGGUUGCAUUUGUCUGACCUGUCUUCCGAAGGUAAAACUAUUAUCAUCACUACUCAUUACAUUGAAGAAGCCCGGAGAGCACACACUGUGGGCAUGAUGAGAAGCGGACUUAUCUUAUCCGAAGACGCCCCAGAGAAUUUGAUGAAGUGUUACAGUUGUUCGUCACUUGAAGAUGUUUUCCUCAAACUAUGCAUCAUCGAUACCUCUAAAAUCAUUCAAAAGACUCCUUUGCCGAUGGAUUGCGUGCAAAAAAAACUGUUGCCUUUAGACAACAAUAGAAAGUUUGAAACGCGACGGUUCCGCGCUCAAAUGUUAAAAAAUAGAUUUUUACUUUGGAGAAAUAAACAAAUGACCUAUUUAAUGCUCGGUUUGCCGAUAAUUAUAACGGUAUUUUUCAACAUGGCCAUCGGCCGCGACCCCAAGAACAUUAACAUCGGCGUUAUUAACGACGAAAUCGAUUUGGGAAGCUGUGCCAACUUUACCAAAGUCAAUAACAACUGUUUUUUAGACGAACAAAUGUACGGCAGCUGUCAGCUAAUCUAUCAACUGCACAAAAGAACGUACAGAAUCAACGAAUACUACGACGUGGAGACGGGAAGGGAGUCGAUUAGGAAAAACCAAAUUUGGGCGUUGUUGCGGUUCAACUGGAACUACACGGACGCGCUUAAAGAGCGGGUGAAUUCUGGCCGGGACAGUACAGACAGUGUGGUGGACAACAGCUUUCUGGAAUUUUGGGUCGACGAUUCGGAUAGAUACAUGUCGAUUCUGAUAGAAAGAGACUUGACGUUAAGUCUAGCAGACGCCUUGAAAAACGUGGUCGGCACGUGCAACGAUUCGCUGGACAAAGUCAUUUCGUAUCCGAUCAAGAUUCACGAUGCAUUGUACGGCACGAAUUUGGGCUCAUUCACGCAUUUCGUUACUCCUGGAACAGUUUGCAUCUGUAUGUUUUUCUUGCCUUUGAUAUACACAACGUUCGUACUACUCGACGAACAAAACGACGGUAUACUGGACCGUGUCAUAACGUCCGGAAUGACGUUUCUGGAAAUAGCGUCGGCCCAUUCUGUCGUUCAGAUUUGUUAUAUAUGUAUACAAGCGUUUGAAAUUUUAAUCAUCAUGUAUGUAUUUUAUGACAAUCCAUACAUUGGAUCCAUAGCCACCGGGUACAGCCUUCUCAUAGUCAUCGGAAUAGCUGGAAUGAUCUACGGAUUCGUUUUGGCUUUGGCCAACGACAGCCAUUUUGCUGCAGGUUUCGCGGGUGUCGGCACAAACUUCUUGCUGAUGUGCGCAUGCGGUUUCAUUUGGCCAACACAAGGAGCCCGACAUUUCGUCAGAUACAUAAAUCAAUUUGUACCGAUUACGUUAGCCAUAGAAGCACUCCGUGGAAUAACUAUGCGAGGUUGGACUCUAAAUCACACCGCCGUCUACAUGGGAUUCGUAUCGAUGGUGAUUUGGGCUCUAAUAUUUUAUGUGAUAUCAUGUGUAUUAUAUAAACUGAAAAAAGAAACGAAAAAGAAAUUGUAGAUUAAAACAAGAGGUCCAAGAUCUCAAAAAUAUUUAAUAAUGUGUCAAGUACAAAAGACUGCCAGAAUGCUUAAUGGCAAUCGAAUCUUUAUUAGGUUUGUUGAUGAAAUAAUCUGUAAAGAUGUGUAAAUACAAUUAUAUAGACUUAAUUAUAAUAUUUAUUGAUUAGCGACAUUAAAAAAUAUUGAGUGUGACAAAAUGAAAAUAAAAACAUUUCAUAGU